Molecule: messenger RNA, 2266 nt
Organism: Oncorhynchus kisutch (coho salmon)
Lineage: Eukaryota; Metazoa; Chordata; Actinopteri; Salmoniformes; Salmonidae
Product: tyrosine-protein kinase STYK1
Exons: 10
Coding region: 562-1977 (471 amino acids)
Biological process (GO): protein phosphorylation; multicellular organism development; positive regulation of kinase activity
Cellular component (GO): signaling receptor complex; plasma membrane
Molecular function (GO): ATP binding; transmembrane receptor protein tyrosine kinase activity
Source: RefSeq, a predicted model, not a curated record
AAACUGGUGUAACAACAUUACGAUAGACUCCCUGGGUGAGGAAAAGGGGGAGAGGGGGAGGAAAUGGAGUGAGAAACGAUGGGAGAGAAAGAUGGAUGUAGUGCAGGUGAAGAGGGCGGAGUUGAGACAACACUGAAUGUGUGACUUAGACAAACACAGAGCUACACAACACAGUUAUCCCUGGAGCCUCACAAACCCCCUGAGAGGAGAGAGAAUGGGAGAGAAACCACAACACUAACCCUGGACUACACAACAGUAAUCCCUGGAGCCUCACAAACCCCCUGAGAGGAGAGAGAAUGGGAGAGAAACCACGACACUAACCCUGGACUACACAACAGUAAUCCCUGGAGCCUCACAAACCCCCAGAGAGGAGAGAGAAUGGGAGAGAAACCACGACACUAACCCUGGACUACACACACAAACUGACACAACAGGGAAAAUGUAUGAAAUGUGUUGGUUUCUGUGACGGAAAGGGCCAAGGAUUAUAUUACUGGAUUGUUAAGGUUUAUUUCUCAAGAUCUGAGGCACACACACACACACACACACACAGAGGGAGAGAGAAUGUCUUCAAUAUCAGAAGAAGACUCCCGCUGUCAACCAGGAGACACCAUCUGUAAUAUCCGUGUGUACGAGCAAGAAGUGAUCAUCGUGCCUAUCCUGCUAUUGGCUAGCUUCCUGGUCGUGCUGGUCUUCAUCAUCCUGCUACGGUACUGUCCUGAGAAGGUGGACCGCAUCCGACCACAGAACACUGUGGCCACGUCCAGAUCACAGCGCUCCAGAAGACAACUGCACGGCAUUGAUGCUCCCCUGGGUAUCAACCCGCUGGAACAUGAGACUAUUGCUCUCGAUACCCCCUCCUACUCUACCUUCUCAUCAACUCACUCCCACCCCUCCUCCAACCGUCUCUCCUUCUCCAUGAGGACUCCCUCUCUCCCCCCUAUCCCCCCACCCAAGACCUUCAUCCCAUCCUCCCUGUCCAGCCCCCUGCCCCAGGCGUUGACACCUUCCUUCACCCCUAUGGUCCAGCCCAGGGAGCUGCCUCGCCAGAGGCUGCCAGAGUCCUUCAACCUAGUGGCCUCGCUGCCCACAGCCUUCUCCCUGCGCUCUGACAAGGCUGUCUCUCUCUACAGGGCCCGCAUGGACAACAGGAACGCUGUGCUCCGAGUGCUCAACGACUCUGCGAGCGCCACAGAGAGGCACAACUUCCUGGGCUUUGCUUCCUUCUUGUCUCAGUUGGGGCCACACCCCUUCCUACCGGAGCUUCUGGGCGUGGUCUCUCUGCGUGUGCCCCUAGUCACCGUUGUUGAGGAGCUAGAGAACAGAGAUCUGCUCAGCUUCCUGUGGCGGUGCAGACAGGAUGGUGUGGGCGGGGAACCUCCAUGUGAGAUCACAGAGAGACGUAUAUUUACCAUGGCCAAACAAGUAGCCUCUGCUCUGGAGUUCCUCCACAGCCGAGACCUUCUUCAUGGCAACGUCUGUGCUCACAGUGUAUUGGUCAGCCGGAAGCUGACGGCCAAGCUGUGGGGACUGGGCGGGGUCUACACCAGGAAUACCCAGGGAGCUACUAAGACUGAAGUUCCCAGCUUGAAGAAAUGGCAGGCCCCUGAGCUAUUGGCUAGGAGGCCUGCCAAUCACAGCAGUGACGUCUGGUCGUUUGGCAUCUUGUUGUUUGAAAUGGCAACCUUGGGUGAUGCUCCGUUUUCAGAUAUCUCCGUCAACGAGCUUCUACAGUUUCACCAGAGAGGGAAAACACUGAGAAAGCCAGCCAACUGCUCCAACUCACUGUACUCCAUCAUCAAGGCCUGCUGCCAAUGGAAGGAGCAGGAUCGCGCCACGUUGGCCGAGGUCGACCGCAAGCUCCAAUCAGGAGAGAAGAGUGCCAACGACAAAGUCCUCAAGGUGCCUGAGCCAAUCAACAUCGAGCAGUACCUGCAAGAGGCUGGAUAUGGGGAGUCCAACAGCUACACUGUUUUCUGAGUGGCGGCUGUGCCGUCCAACGAAAUGCACUAUGCUGAGGGACGACGGUGGAUGUUUAUAUAUGUAUGCCUCCAUUCAUUACAGAAAGAUAUUCACUUCCUUCUGCUCUUUUUCAGUCCCCUUCAUGGAGGACAGAUUUUUUUUAAACCAUGGACUUAUGAUAGGUGUACUUGAACAGAUACAAUCGUUGAGUCAACUUCAGUUUGUAGAUGAUUGUGUAUAUCAGUGGAGGCUGCUGAGGGGAGGACGGCUCAUAAUAAUGGCCAGAAUGGAGUGAAUGGAAUGGUAU